Molecule: messenger RNA, 1602 nt
Organism: Capsaspora owczarzaki ATCC 30864
Lineage: Eukaryota; Filasterea; Ministeriida; Capsasporidae
Exons: 7
Coding region: 1-1602 (533 amino acids)
Biological process (GO): protein phosphorylation
Molecular function (GO): ATP binding; protein kinase activity; protein binding
Source: RefSeq, a predicted model, not a curated record
AUGAAUCAGAGACAGCGCAAGUUCCAUGACAAAGUCAAGAGUGCGAGUGGAUUACUCAAUUUGGAUGAGAAUCAGAUUGGCGAUAAUGAAGCUCGGGCGAUCGCUGAGGCUCUCAAGGUGAACAAGACGCUGACAGAGCUCCAUCUGUACACGAAUCGCAUUGGAGAUGCUGGAGCGAAGGCGAUUGCUGAGGCACUCAAAGUCAACAAGACCAUGACUUUGCUCCAUCUACAACAAAAUCACAUUGGCAAUGCUGGAACACAUGCGAUCGCUGAAGCCCUCAAAGCGAACACGAGGCUACGCGAGCUCUUUCUGAGUGAGAAUCAGAUUGGCGAUGCUGGAGCGCAAGCGAUUGCUGAAGCACUCAAAGUGAACAAGACGCUGAUUUCUCUCACUUUGUAUGAAAAUUUCUUGACCAACGAUGCAAUCGCUGAACUCAGACGAACAGGCAAUGCUGUUUGUAAACUUGAUUUCGAAGCAGGCAAGCUUGACGACCAGCGUGUUCCAUCGCCUGAAGAACUGGCUCUGCUUGCAAACGCUGCAUCCGAUAUUCAGCAACUGCGCUCCUCGCUGGCUGCCAACGAGCAGGAGCUGGCUACCAAAGAGCAGGAAUUGCAGCAACUGCGCUCCGAUCUCGCUGCCAAAGAUCAGGAACUGAAGUCAGCUCUUGAACAGAUCGACGUGCUUAAGCGCCACCAGCCCGCCUUUGAAUCCGCGGUGGACUUUGACGGCCACAUCCAGCAAGUGUCUCUCGCAACUCUUGUCACGGCCACGAACAAUUUCGCAGCUGGUUCUUUUCUCGGCGAAGGAGCAUUUGGUCGUGUGUACGGUGCCAGCUUGCUUGGGCCUCCUGUUGCCGUUGCCGUUGCCAUCAAGAAACUGUCCACUGAAGCAAAGCAAGGCGCUGCCGAAUUCAAGUCGGAACUGGACUCUUUGUCGAAAUUCCGCCACGCAAACAUCAUUGCCAUUCUGUCGUAUGCUGAGGAAGGCGACGAGCGAUGUCUGGUUUACGAAUUCAUGCCGAAUGGUUCUGUUCGCGAUCGUCUCAGUCGCAAGAACGACACUCCCGCGUUAACCUGGUCCCAGCGCCAUCGCAUUGCUGUUGAUGUCUCCCGCGGCAUGCACUAUGUUCAAACCGCCUUUCCUGACCAUGCACUGUUCCAUCUCGAUCUCAAGACGGACAAUGUUCUGCUGGACGCGCAUUUCAAUGCGAAAGUUUCUGAUUUUGGCCUCGUUCGUGCUGCCAAACACCUCGAUGAUAAGAGCUACCUGCGCACGCAGACUGUUCAAGGAACCAUUGCUUACAUGUGUCCCGAGUUCCUCGAAGAAGGCCGCAUGACCGUCAAGACGGAUGUCUACGCCUUUGGCAUGAUUCUGCUGGAAUUGACAACUGCAGCAAAACCAGGCACUCGGCUCAGGUCGGAGGUGCGAAAAGCUGUGAAAAACCAAACCAUCAAUGGCAUGCUGGACUCGGCACUCAAACCAACCGAGGCAGAGAGUCAGAGCCUCAGCGAGCUUGUCACGCUGGCACUCGAGUGCCUUGAAGAUGCACCUGACGAUCGCCCAUCCUUUGGUCGCCUCCUUGCCACUUUGGAUCCCUGA